GGGUCGGCGGGGUGCGGGUCCGGGCGCUCGGUGUGUUAUUCCGGGCGGCGUUCCCGGUAGCAUUCCCGGUGGUAUCCCCUGCCGCCAUGGAGCUCUUCUGCCAGGCGCUGAGAACCACCCGCCAGGCGAGGGAAGCGAGGCUACAUUUAGAUGCUGUUUACAGCAAUAAAGAGAAUAUUACAUUUGAUCUAGAGUUCUGUCUUAAUUCACAGGAGGAGAUGCGAACAGAAGCUCGUCGGAAAAAUCUCCUCAUUCUAAUUUUGCAUUAUUUAAUUGAGGAAGGAUAUGUUGAUGCUGCAAAUGCCCUGGAGCAAGAGACAAAAUUGGGUUUACGUGGCUUUGAAGUUUGUGACAACAUUGAUCUUGAGACAAUUUUGAUGGAAUAUGAAAGCUACUAUUUUGUAAAAUUUCAAAAGUAUCCUAAAAUUACCAAAAAGGUCCUGGACACCGCAGAAAAUAAACAACAGCUGAGAAGUGGGGGAAGAGCAAAAAGGACAGCAAGUUCUUCUCAGAAUGUACCAAGGGUCAAACAACAGACAGUGCAACGAGCAGUGUCAAAAACUUCACCUGGGAGUACAACAGAACCUAAAUCCUCCACCAAAGGGAGCCCCAGACAGAAUAGUGAUGGUGCAGAUACUCUAGAUCAAUCUGACUUUGGUUUAAGCAUCUCAGGAAUCAGCAAAACUGGAGUGGACAGCUCUCACCCAAGAAAGGGCCAAAUAAUUGACUUCCACAAGAUGAUUCAGGAUGCUGUCAGAGUGUCACCAGAUGGAAUUCCCUUGAACAGCCUUAAUUAUGAUCCAGACCCAUCAGAACGAUUAUUGAAACCACUUAGUGCUUUUAUUGGCAUGACUGGUGAGAUGAGGGAACUUGCAAUGGUUGUAAGCAAAGACAUUUAUCUCCAUAAGCCGAACGUGAAGUGGGAUGAUAUUAUAGGAUUGGAUGCAGCUAAAAGGCUGGUCAAGGAAGCAGUUGUUUACCCCAUAAAGUAUCCAGAGCUGUUUACUGGCAUUCUGUCCCCUUGGAAAGGUUUAUUGCUGUAUGGACCACCAGGUACUGGAAAAACUCUGCUUGCUAAGGCUGUUGCCACAGAAUGCAAUACAACCUUUUUCAACAUAUCGGCAUCCACCAUUGUCAGCAAAUGGAGGGGUGACUCAGAAAAACUUGUCCGGGUGUUGUUUGAGCUCGCCCGGUACCAUGCUCCUUCCACAAUUUUCUUGGAUGAGCUGGAGUCAGUUAUGAGUCAAAGAGGCACUGCUCCUGGUGGUGAACAUGAAGGAAGUCGGCGGAUGAAAACAGAAUUACUGGUGCAGAUGGAUGGCUUGGCCCAAUCUGAUGAUCUUGUAUUUGUUUUAGCAGCUUCCAAUCUGCCAUGCUACAGGCAAGGAUCUUGCUGUCAAAGCCACGUCUCCACUCCGAGAUGCGCUGAGACACUCUCCUCCUCUGCUUGCAGGGAGCUAGACUCUGCCAUGCUGCGGCGGCUGGAGAAGAGGAUUCUGGUUGACCUGCCCAGUGAAGAGGCACGGCGAGUGAUGAUCCAGCACUGGCUGCCCCCUCUGAGCAACAGCGGCGGGGUGAAGCUGAGGACGGAUCUGGACUACAGCCUGCUGAGCCAGGAAACGAAUGGAUACUCUGGCUCAGACAUAAAACUCGUGUGCAAGGAGGCAGCCAUGAGACCAGUGAGGAAAAUCUUCGAUGCUCUUGAAAAUCAUCAGCCAGGUAACAGUAACUUGCCCAUGAUCCAACUGGAUACAAUCACAACAGCCGAUUUCCUGGAUGUGAUCACCCACACCAAGCCAUCAGCAAAGAAUCUAAGCCAGAAGUACACGGCUUGGCAGAGAGAAUUUGAGUCAGUCUGACAGAAAAAAACAAACCAACCCCAAAAUCGAAAACCUCCCAAGCCUUUUGCUAUCCAAAGUGGCCUCCAAAGGAUCAAAUGGCGAUGGGGAAGGAAGUGAUGUUGUUUCAAGGAACACAAAACGCAGUGACAAGUGUCAGAGGGAAAUCUUUACUUUCAAAAUGCAAGGGUGGGUGAAGGGGUGGUGGUUAUUCUUUAUUAAUGACCAUUCAAAAAGUGUUCUUGGAAUUCAUGUGAUGGCAGCUCCUAUGCAUCAAAGCCUCUAGCCUUAAUUUUAUGUAUAAAGACUUAAAAGAUUGA
This is a messenger RNA of Corvus hawaiiensis (hawaiian crow), 2158 nucleotides long. RefSeq names its product katanin catalytic subunit A1 like 2 (gene KATNAL2). The transcript is spliced from 16 exons. Gene Ontology annotation, molecular function: protein binding; ATP hydrolysis activity; ATP binding. Bases 87 to 1859 code for a protein of 590 amino acids. The record is from RefSeq and is a predicted model, not a curated record. Lineage: Eukaryota; Metazoa; Chordata; Aves; Passeriformes; Corvidae.